Messenger RNA from Hippopotamus amphibius kiboko, 3733 nucleotides. RefSeq names its product zinc finger protein OZF-like. Gene Ontology annotation, molecular function: DNA-binding transcription factor activity; RNA polymerase II cis-regulatory region sequence-specific DNA binding. NCBI's taxonomy places the organism in Eukaryota, Metazoa, Chordata, Mammalia, Artiodactyla, Hippopotamidae. Gene Ontology annotation, biological process: regulation of transcription by RNA polymerase II. The record is from RefSeq and is a predicted model, not a curated record.
AUGCUGUGUGAUGCUUUCAUGACGCUAGGCAAGAGCAACCAGCAGCAGCUCCCAGUCAGCCAGGACAUCGGGAAGGUAUUUAAAGAUAUAAAAUAUGGGAAAUGGGUGCUUAUAAAACUGUUAGAAGAGUUACAGGAGCUGGCUCUAAGGCGUGGGCACUGCUCCUGGGCCAAGGACACCCAACUUCAUCCUGUGUGCUGCUCUGAUGAGGUUGCAUCUGGCCCUGGCAGCCCUGGGGCAGCUCUUCCAGAUGGGGUAUUCCAACGGGAGAAAAUGGAAAAAUUUACAAACAAAGAUCCUGAGAACCCCAGUUUCCAAGAUGACUGGGUGUGUAAAGGCACGUUCGAAACACAUCACAGAAAUGAGGAAGGAAGUUCCAGUCAAGUCACAAUCACUCAUGAAGAAAUACCCACUUUGAGACAGGAAACAUCCUGUAACCUGCUUCAUAAAGUUCCACCUGGAAGUAGACCCUAUGUGUGUAAUGAAUGUAGAAAAGGUUUUUGGCAGAAGAAAUGUCUUCUUAGUCAUCAGAAAACUCAUACUGGUGAGAAAUUGUAUGAAUGUCAGCAAUGUGGGAAGGCUUUCCAUCGCCGUUCCUAUCUUCCUCAACACCAGAGAACUCAUAGUGGGGAAAGACCUUAUGAAUGUACAGAAUGUGGAAAGGCCUUUGGUUCUGUUUCACUAUUUACCAGACAUCAGAGAAUUCAUACUGGUGAGAAACCCUAUGAAUGUAAGGACUGUGGAAAAACCUUUCUUCGGCUCUCACAACUUAAUGUACAUCAUAGAACUCAUACUGGUGAAAAACCCUAUGAAUGUACUGAAUGUGGAAAAGCUUUUAGUUACUUAUCACUGAUUAUUAAACAUCAGAGAAUUCAUACUGGAGAAAAGCCUUAUGUCUGUAAGGAAUGUGGAAAGGCCUUUAGAGGUAUCACACAACUUAAUGAACAGCAAAGAAUCCACACUGGUGAGAAGCCAUAUAAAUGUAAUGAAUGUGGAAAGGCCUUUGGCCAUCGUUCAUAUCUUCCUCAACAUCAGAGGAUCCACACUGGUGAGAAACCUUACAAAUGUAAGGCUUGUGGGAAGGCCUUUAGGCAGGGCUCACAGCUUAUCCAUCACCAAAGAAUUCAUACUGGUGAGAAACCCUAUAAAUGUAAGGAAUGUGGGAAGGCCUUUAAGCAGGGCUCACAGCAACACCAGAUAAUUCACACUGGUGAGAAACCUUAUGAAUGCAAGGGAUGUGGGAAAGCCUUUAGUCAGUGCUCACAAUUUACUCAACACAAGAAAAUUCAUUCCUAAUGUAUGUAAGAAAUGUGGGAAGGCCUUCAGGCACUCUCAUCUUCCUCAACUUUAAGGAACUCAUGCUAUGGAAAAUCCCUAUAAAUAAGUGAAGCAAAGACUUCAUUGGUCUCAUCCCUCAAGGAACAUCAGGUAAUUAUGUCCAGCCUUGUCAAAUGUGGAAACACUUUUUGGUUCAACUCAUGUUAGAUUCCUCAGCAGAUUCACCACCAUUACAUUUCAUCAUUAAAGACCAUAUUAAUAUGAUAAUGUAGAAAAGCUUCCCAACACUGCUAAUCAUUAGUAACUGGAAAAUUCAUGCUGGCUUGCAACCAUGAAAGUGGAGAAAUUUUGGAAACCCUUUAGUUUAAGCUAAUCCUAACUUACAGAAAAGAAACCAUAAGAGAAAGUGAUCCUGUGAAUGUCAGGUAUGUGGGAAGCACUUUAGCCAUAAGUCUCUUUUAAUCAUAAAAUUCAUAUCUGAAGAAUGUAAGUUUAAAAAAAAAAUCCCCAUUCAUCAUUUAUUGUGCAUCAGAAAAUACACAGUGAAUAAAACACCAGACAUUUAAAACAACGGUUGAACAUUUAACUAUCAAUUGAGGAAGGUGUGGAGAAGUUUGUAACAAAUCAUACAGGGGUAUAAUAACUCAGGUAAAAAUGUAAUAAAUUAGUAACAAAAUAAUAUUUAUGUUACAUACUACCUAAUAUUUUCUUCUUCAGUGAAACAAUGAGAGCAGUAUAAAACAAAACCUGUGGGAUGUGCCCAUAUCUAUACUCAAAAAGUUACGACUUUAAAUGCAUUUAUAAACAAGAAAACUACAAACACUGUAAAUAACAAGUGAACCAGAGACCUCUUGAGAAGCUAGGAAAUGAACAUAACUCACCAACAGACAGAAUUUAGGGAAAAAAAUCAUUGAAAUUUAAAGAGAAGUAGGUUUUAUUAACCUUGAAGGCUUUUCUUUAAAAAGAAAAUAUAAGCACUCACAAAUUUCAUAAAAGUACUCUACAGUAUUAAAAACAAGGAUGUAAUAACAUACAUAAAAAGCAUUCAAAAUAAGGUUGAAUGCUUUACAUUUUUGAUACCGAUAAAUUUCAAACUUAGAUGAACUUCAUUUCCUAAAAAGAAAAAACUAAGUUUUACAGAGUUGACUAAUUAUUAGCAAAGGGCAGAUUUUGUAGGGAAUCCACUUAAGUUUUUUUGGUUUUUUUUAACUAUAGUAUUAUCAGUUGUUAGGAGCAAAGAUUUACCAAACCAUAAAUGUAUAGGAAAUAUCUAUGAUACAAAUUUCCAAGUUUGAAAAAAUGCAGAUUUCAUUGGCUCCUUUUCCGAAUCUUGCAUAAUUUCAAUAUAUAAACAGAAACCAAGAUUUGCAGAUGUCCUCAACCUCCCAAAUUACGAAACAAUGUUGAGUACCUAUGAGAACCAGGUACAUUUCUAUAUGUUAAUUGUGAGUUUAAAUUUAAAAAGUCAUAAGAACUAGCAAAUUAAUACCUUUUAGUUUUUUCUCUUUAAAAUGGAAAUAUUUUAAAACCGGUAGUAUAUUCAUUAGUAUUUUUUAAACUAGAAGAUUAUUUCUCAGCAAUUUAGAAGAACAUACCUAUCUCCAAGUUUGAUUAUUCUUACACAGUUUACUCAGCUUAACUAAAAGGAAAAUACUUAAAAAUUACUUGAUCCUUGCACUGAAGAAUGGUAUGAUGACAUAGGUACAAUCAGAAUGUGAUACUUAAAAAUAAUUAUUAACCACAAAAAAAAAGUACUUAGAAUCACCUGAACAUAUGCAUUUUCUACUUUAGAAAACGUGGAAUGUCUUAUUUUACUCACCCUUCUUUAAAAAGGAAAUUUUAAAAAAUGAGUAGAAAGCUACAUUUCUAAAUUUUUACAUAACUUAUACAAAUGUGUGUAAAGGCUGUACUUGGAAGAGAAUUGAAUAAAACUGUAGCUAAUAAGCAAGUUUAACCUGUGUCUCAAGAAGAACAGUUCUAACUAUGUCUUCCUCCAUAUUCAAAUGACAUUACUUUUGAGGUUUCCUUCAGUUAAGUAUAAGAAGGAAAAUUUAAUAAUAUCAGUGUUUUAUUUUUUAAAGUUUGUGUUUAAGCAUCUCUGAUAUCUUUAAGCAUGAAGCUUGAAAGAAGUGCUUGCAGUCCUGAAAUGUAUUAUUUUGUUUUUGUUUUGUAGGAAAUAAUGUUAACAGUCCUUGAAAUAUAUGCUUGUUAAAUUCCUCGCUUACAUUGUGAACGACAUCGAUGUAAUUUUUCUUUUUUGCUUUAUUCUUCCAACCAUAUAUAUUCUGUGAAAAUUUCUAAGAGAAAGAGAGAGAGCAAUAUUCUCUAUUUCCAGCAUUUCUUAGGUUCUAGGAUAAAUAAUUGACAAGAUCAGAAUGAAGUCAUUACAGCAAGUGGUUAUUACUCUUUCAGUUAUUCUUGAUGUGUGACAACUGUUCUUCACUAUACCAACAGA